AUGGCCUCCCGGGGCCUCGGGGGCCUCAGCGGGAGCCGCGGCGGUGGCAGCAGCGCCAAGAAGAGCCUGAGCGCCCGCAAUGCUGCGGUGGAGAGGAGGAACUUGAUCACCGUGUGCAGGUUUUCUGUGAAGACCCUGAUUGAUCAGUCUUGCUUUGAGACAAUUGAUGAUUCUUCUCCUGAAUUUAACAAUUUCGCAGCUAUUUUGGAACAGAUUCUAAGUCACCGGCUAAAAGAGAUUCCCCAAAGUUGCAGAUGGCUGGCUCAUCUCCAAAUACCUCUUCAAGGUCAAGUAACCUGGUUUGGUUAUGAAAGUCCUCGUACCUUCUGGGACUAUAUCAGAGUGGCUUGCCGGAAAGUUUCACAAAAUUGUAUCUGCAGCAUUGAAAAUAUGGAAAACGUCAGUUCUUCUAGAGCUAAGGGUAGAGCCUGGAUCAGAGUAGCACUUAUGGAAAAGCAUUUAUCUGAAUACAUCUCUACAGCUCUGAGAGACUCCAAAACAACCAGGAGAUUUUAUGAAGAUGGAGCAAUUGUCUUGGGUGAAGAAGCAAAUAUGCUUGCUGGCAUGCUACUUGGACUCAAUGCUAUUGAUUUCAGCUUCUGCCUAAAGGGAGAGGGAUUGGAUGGCAACUUUCCUGCUGUAAUAGACUAUACACCAUAUUUGAUGUAUACGCAAAGUUCUGAUAGUAUCAGCAGUGAUGAGGAGGAGCUAAGGACUUUGGGAAGCAGUGACAGUGAAGGCAGCACUCCGGAGAAUGUCGGACCUCCUUUAAUCGUGGAUGAGAACAGUUGGUUCAACAAGUGUAAGAGAGUUAAACAAAAGUAUCAACUUACCCUGGAACAGAAGGCUUAUCUUGAAGAACUCUUACGACUUCGAGAGAACCAACUGUCUGAAUCUGUCUCCCAGAAUAAAAUACUACUUCAGAGGAUUGAAGAUUCUGAUCUGGCACAUAAGUUGGAAAAGGAACAAUUAGAAUAUAUCAUUGUGGAGCUGCAAGAUCAGCUGACUGUGCUAAAGAAUAAUGAUUUAAGAUCAAGACAAGAGUUAACUGCCCACCUCACCAACCAGUGGCCUUCCCCAGGAGCUCUGGAUGUCAAUGCUGUUGCCUUGGAUACGUUGCUUUACCGAAAACACAAUAAACAGUGGUAUGAGAAAAGUUAUCAAAGUCUUGACCAGUUAUCAGCAGAAGUUAGCCUUUCUCAGACUUCACUGGAUCCAAGCCAGUCACAAGAAGGAGAUGGAAAACAAGAUCCAUUAAAUUUAAUCAAUGCAGGUAAAGAAGAUACUCCCUCAUUACUUGGUCUGUGUGGGUCUCUAACAUCAGUGGCAAGUUACAAGUCUCUAACUAGUCUAAAAUCUAAUGACUACCUUGCAAGCCCUACAACAGAGAUGACAAGUCCAGGCCUAACUCCAUCGUGA
This is a messenger RNA of Cynocephalus volans (Philippine flying lemur), 1419 nucleotides long. RefSeq names its product RUN domain containing 3B (gene RUNDC3B). Lineage: Eukaryota; Metazoa; Chordata; Mammalia; Dermoptera; Cynocephalidae. The record is from RefSeq and is a predicted model, not a curated record. The transcript is spliced from 12 exons. The coding region runs from base 1 to 1419 and encodes 472 amino acids.